Molecule: messenger RNA, 988 nt
Organism: Vitrella brassicaformis
Lineage: Eukaryota; Vitrellaceae
Source: the annotation of a GenBank genome assembly
AUGAGACAAUACGGCCUCUACGGCAACCGGCUGGGCGAGAGGAUGCGGCUGACGCGCACUACCAACGGGCGGGAGAUGCUGGGCGGGUAUGUGCAGGUGACGGUGCACACCGAGCAGACGGUGCCCCGCAGGUAUCGAGAUCGAUUCAAUGCGGCCGAUCCCCCGUGUGAACGUGAGAGAGAGAGAGGGGAAAGCACCACAGGGGAGGCGACCUGGCAUGGAUGGCGUCUGCCGCUGUGUGUGUGUGUGUGUCUGCAGACUAUUUGGGUGAAGAGCAUGGCAGCUUCCGUGAGGUGGCCAUCAAGAGGUGUGCAGCGACUGAAAUGAGAGAACACAACACACCAAUGUGUCGUGUUGUGUCUGCCUUUUCCCUCCCUGCUCUUUCAGGUUGGCAUCGCUGUCGUCGCAUUUUGUGUCGGAUCACUGGUGGGAUCCGCCCUCUCCUGAGUCUGACCGCAUCGGUGCCCUGAUCGACCAGCCGCCGCCCGUGUGGGACGGCUGCCGCACCAUCGACUACACCAGCGACUACACCACCGGCGGCACACGCCGACUCGUCAUACUGUGUGGCGAGGAGGAUGGCGACGACUUCAUGGCCCACAUCGAGGUGCACAAGCGGCCUCACGGGUCGGCAUCCAUCGCCCUCUACACCACCGAGGCGCCCCAGAAGAUCGGCAGUGGCCCUGCUGUCUUCCCGCGGGCAGUCGACAUCGCCCGCAACAAGAUGCGCGACGCCAUCACAGUACUCCCACAGGUCAACGAGGCCAUCAACACUGGUACACGCGCACGAGAACACCAGAUGAGUCAACACAAGAGUGAGACUGUCUCUUGUUUCAUGACUGCAGCUGUCGGGUUGGCGUCGACGUGACUCAGGUGGACGGCGGCACACACGAAGACAUCGGAGGUAGCUGACAUGCAGUGGGGCGGCAACGGCCACUGCACGGGGAGAAGUUAGUGUUGAGGGGCGUGGCGUGCGUGUGCAGCGGUGGGG